Bombyx mandarina (wild silkworm) is the source of this 1866-nucleotide messenger RNA. RefSeq names its product facilitated trehalose transporter Tret1. Gene Ontology annotation, molecular function: transmembrane transporter activity. The record is from RefSeq and is a predicted model, not a curated record. NCBI's taxonomy places the organism in Eukaryota, Metazoa, Arthropoda, Insecta, Lepidoptera, Bombycidae. Gene Ontology annotation, cellular component: membrane. Gene Ontology annotation, biological process: transmembrane transport.
CGAUGGCGUACACCGAUAAACAAAAGGAACGAUCAAAGGUAACAACAGAUUAUGAACUAAUUGAAGUUGAAGACGGACAUGAACUAAUUGAAGUUGAAGAUGGACAUGAACUAAUUGAAGUUGAAGAUGGACAUGAACUAAUUGAAGUUGAAGAUGGACAUGAACUAAUUGAAGUUGAAGAUGGACAUGAACUAAUUGAAGUUGAAGAUGGACAUGAACUACUUGAAGUUGAAGAUGGACAUUUAAAAACAAAAGAGUAUGCCGAAACUGAUAUAAUUUUUAAUAGCGAUGGCGUUAGCUUUGUUGGUGGAGUGGAAGCUACGAAAGAAGAUUUAUUCGAUUCGAAAACUUCUAUUCUAUUUUCACCGAUGUGGAAACAGAGCUUAGCAGCGUCAGUGCCGAUCUUGUUAAAUAUUGCCUUGGGUUUGACGUCUGGAUUCUCGGCGACCUUGUUACCACAAUUGGAGAAAGAAGCUGGACCCAUUCCGGCAGACGAAGAAACAGCAUCUUGGAUAGCUUCAAUCGCAGCACUCCCAAUGGUUCCCGGCUGCCUAAUAUCCGGAUGGUUGUUUGAAAGAUUCGGAAGAAGAAGAGCUCAAUUUAUAGUAUCUGCUUUGUUUCUGAUCGGCUGGAUCCUUACGGCAACAGCUUACAACCUGACAUUUAUCCUAAGCGGAAGAUUGUUCACUGGGCUUUGCUCAGGAUUAAUAGCUCCCUUGGGACCGGUAUAUGUCGGAGAAACUUCGGAACCGAAGUAUCGAGGCUUUUUUCUUGCUGCGAUUUCGUUAGGCAUGACCUUUGGUAUCAUAUUUGCACAUGUAGUCGGCACAUUCACAUCAUGGCAAUGGACAGCGGUAAUAUGCGCCGUGUUUCCAAUAUUAAGUAUAGUCUUACUAGUUUUCUUACCAGAAAGUCCCACCUGGUUAAUAUCAAGAGGUCGCAUUGAGGAGGGUGUCAAGAUUUAUAACUGGUUAAGAGGGAAUAAUGACGAAGCCAAAGCUGAACUAAAAGCUAUAAUUGAUCGUAAAUUGGCAGCUCAUGCUUCCCCAGUACAGACUUGGAGAAAUAAACUCCUCUAUCUUAAAAGCCCAGAACUAAUAAAGCCUUUAAUGAUUAUGAACUUAUUUUUUGCUACAUGUCAGUUCACGGGAACAAAUGCUGUCACGUUUUAUUCUAUAGAUAUUUUGGGAAAGGCUGUAGGUAAAGGAAUAGAUCAGUAUUUAGCGAUGUUAAUAAUCGAUUUGCUGAGGUUGAUAGCUUCACUAGCAGCCUGUGUAAUCUGUAAGAAGUAUGGUCGAAGAAAUGUAUUCUUCCUGAGCAGUGGUUUAACUGUAGUAUCUUUAAUAGGUUUAGCAAUGUUUUUGUAUCUGAAGCCAGAAAACAUGUCUUGGAUACCACUAUUUUGUUUAAUGUUUUACAUUUGCGCAAUAACUAUUGGCGUGGAUCCAAUACCGUGGAUAAUGUGUGGUGAGAUUUUUCCGGAAAAUGUUCGUGGAAUGGGAUCCGGGAUCAGUACGGGCGUGGCUUUUGCGAGUUUAUUUGUGGUGGUCAAAACAGAACCGGGAAUGAUGAAGAAUUUAGGCGAAGCAUUCACUUUUAUGAUUUACGCGACUCUAACAUUAUUUGGGGUCGUCAUAUUAUACUUCACUUUGCCAGAAACGAAAGGAAAAAGCUUACAUGAGAUCGAAGAUAAACUCAAAAGUCAAAACUGCAACAAUAGCCGAAGAUCUGUAAUUGCUUUUUAGCGGCGUUAAUGUAUCUACUAAGUGAUUGCCCUUCUAUUGUUAAGCGGAGCAAUAUGUAUUAGACCUUGAUAGGUAACCUAUUUGUAGGAAGAUCAGUUCCUAUGGUAAUAAGAAUAUUUUA